Molecule: messenger RNA, 886 nt
Organism: Ceraceosorus bombacis
Lineage: Eukaryota; Fungi; Basidiomycota; Exobasidiomycetes; Ceraceosorales; Ceraceosoraceae
Source: the annotation of a GenBank genome assembly
AUGACGACGACACUGGCUACCAUCCUGUCCCGCAACGACUCUUGGGUCUCGUCGUACGGUCCAGCGCACAUCGAAGAGUUCAAAGCGAACGCGCAAGGUCAAUCACCCAAGGUACUCUGGAUCGGUUGCAGCGAUAGCAGAGUUCCUGAAGGCGUCGUCUGCCAAACUGCGCCUGGUGAACUCUUUGUGCACAGAAACAUUGCUGGACAAUUCAACCCCAAGGAUGACUCUGCCAACUCGGUUCUAACGUACGCAGUCGAGGCCUUGGGCGUGGAGCAGAGUGAGUGAUGUUGCAAAGAGAGAGCGUCGGGGUGAGAGGCCCUGGUCUGGGCUUCUAGCAUGCUUUUGUCAGCCAGCAGCGAAGGAUGUGGCUCGACUGCUCUCUACCAAUACAAACUGAUCUGCUUGGGCUUCGCUCUACUUUGCUCUUGCCCUCAGUCGUCGUUGUCGGACACACCUCAUGCGGCGGUGUGGCAGCAUCUCUACAGUGCGCCGCAUCAAAGCAAGACCUCCCUUCGGCUCCUCUGGCUCGCUAUCUCACCCCUCUGAUCAGCUUGGCCGACAAGAUCAGGGCCUCGCCAGAAGCCCAAGGUCUUAGCGAGGCAGAACUCGUACAGCUCAUCACUGAGCGCAGCGUAAAGCAGCAGAUGGAAAACAUUGUAGAGUCUGAUGUUAUCAAGGCCAACUGGGCAGGAAAGAAGAGCGCUUUCCCCGGAGAAGCAAGCAAAAAGGUUGAAGUUCAUGGGUGAGUAUGUUCUAUGCGCCUCCGAUGCCUUGCAAGCAACACCUGCUGAUCUCCCUGCGCCGAAUUGUCCAUAGCUGGGUCCACAACAUCGCAACCGGCAAAAUCACGGACCUUGGUAUCAGCAUUUUGCCUCCGCAAUGA